Molecule: messenger RNA, 939 nt
Organism: Electrophorus electricus (electric eel)
Lineage: Eukaryota; Metazoa; Chordata; Actinopteri; Gymnotiformes; Gymnotidae
Gene: bola3
Product: bolA family member 3
Cellular component (GO): mitochondrial matrix
Source: RefSeq, a predicted model, not a curated record
GGGGUAAACAGGCCAAGGAAUAUGGCGUCAUAUUACUGCGACAAUAAUCUCUGGGGCAUGACUUUUUCGGUUAGGUUAUGAUCAAGCAGUCUGAAUCUUAACAUAGUGAUUUAGUUCAACGAUGCCUUUUCUUGGACUACUAAGAUGCAAAACUCUGCUGUCGUUACCGUGCAGAAAAACGCUGAGGACGUUUUCAAGUAAAACGGAUGGGGAAGUGCGGAUUACAGAAAUAUUAAAACACAAGUUCCCACUCGCGUCGGCGCUCAAGGUUCUGGACAUAUCUGGAGGCUGCGGUGCGAUGUAUGAAAUACACAUCGAAUCGGAUGAAUUCAGAGAGAAAAGAACGGUGGAACAACAUCAACUAGUAAAUCAGGCACUCAAAGAAGAGAUUAAAGCAAUGCAUGGACUGCGCAUAUUCACUGAUAUUCCAAAAAAGUAGAAUCUACUGUUGUGUUCUAGACAAGGCACUCAUUGAUUUCUUCACCAGUUUUAUCAUCACCUGUUGGAUGAGAAUAUAGCAGUGAUUUAAAUAUUUCAAGUAUAUUAUUACAUGCUAUAUAAAGAAAUGUCAGGGAAGCCAUUAGGUAAAAUGUAUGACAUAUAAUAUUGCUAUUUAAUGGGUUGUCUUCAUUUGUUAUGGAUUCUAAAUGUUGCAGUACGCACAAAAUGUGGCUCAUGGAUGCUGUAAUACGCACAAGAUGUUACAGUGUAGCACCUCUCACAAAGGUACACUGUUGUCCCCUGGGUAGAAGAGGACCUAGAAUGCAACUGUUUAGUAGCUGAACACACUGACUUUGUUAUCUGUAAUACAGUUAUAUUUGACAGCAUUAUACUUUUGUCAUUAUUUGGAAGGAGGUCUACUGCUAUUAUUUCCAAUACUUCUUUUUGUGUGCAUUGUGUGGAUUAAGAACUAAAAGCUAUUAAAUUGCAUACUACUUA